Molecule: messenger RNA, 2579 nt
Organism: Pyrus x bretschneideri (Chinese white pear)
Lineage: Eukaryota; Viridiplantae; Streptophyta; Magnoliopsida; Rosales; Rosaceae
Product: mitogen-activated protein kinase kinase kinase 3
Exons: 12
Coding region: 357-2285 (642 amino acids)
Biological process (GO): protein phosphorylation
Molecular function (GO): ATP binding; protein kinase activity
Source: RefSeq, a predicted model, not a curated record
CUCUCUCUCUCUCUCUCUCUCUCUCUCUCUCUCUCUCCGAAAGAAAAAAAGUCCCCGUUUCUUCUUCCUCCUCCUGCGAUAUAAAAUCGAGCUGCAAACCCCAAAUUCAAGCUCUUUUCACUCUCAAAUUCCUUCUUUCUGAGUCCACUUCUCUCUCUUCUCAAUCGAAUUAAAUUGAAUAAAAUAAAUUUUCUUGCUUUUUAAGAGAGCCUCGGCUUCAGACGGCGGAGGAUGUUAUAGGCCGCCGGCCGCCCCAAGUAUUCCUAAUUGCAUCCGUCGUGCUCUGCCGUUCACGUCUAGAGCUCCGCUGCCAGCUCCUCCAUUCGAUUACAAGAAAUAGAUAAAUUGAGGUAAAAAUGCCUGCUUGGUGGGGAAGAAAAUCAAGCAAGAGCAAAGAGGAGCAAGAGAAGGCAGUCCAGCACAAAAACCCCUACUCUAACCGCAACAGCAGCAACUUUGUCAACAAAUCUUCGGUCAGCAACGAUAUUAAGAAGAAGGAGAAGGACGAAAGGCCGAGGAGCUUCGACGAACACGUCACGCGGGGAUCACCAAGAGCCAGCAGGGAAUUGGCUGGCGUUGUCGGUGUCUCUUCUUCUGGCUUUUUGGGUUUUGACUCGGAUGGCAGUGAGAGAGCAGCUCAUCCCCUGCCUCGCCCAUCGGUGUCGUCCCUGCAGGGUUUGGCUUUGGGAAAUGAUCAGGUCAAUGGGUUAGGAUCUGGGUCCGCCUCUGUUUCAAGUGUCAGCUCCUCUGGCUCCGACGACCCACUGGUUGCUCAAUGUGGUGCUGCUUCUAGCUAUAGAUGUAUUGGUGAUCCAAAGGUCAGCAUGAUGCCGAAAAGCCCAGGUCCUAGGUCUAGGGGGCCAACUAGCCCAACAUCUCCUCUUCACCCACGAUUGUGUCCCAUGGGUUUGGAGUCUCCAACUGGAAAGCAAGAAGAUGGGAAAAGUGUGUGUCAUCCUCUUCCGCUCCCUCCAGGUUCCCCAACUAGUCCUUUUGCCUUGCCCAGCAGUAGACCUAGUCCAGUCACUGAAAACACAGCUUGUGCACUAUCAAAGUGGAAGAAGGGAAAGCUUUUAGGAAGAGGGACCUUUGGUCAUGUUUAUAUUGGGUUUAACAGUGAAAGUGGGCAAAUAUGUGCAAUAAAAGAAGUCAGGCUUGUUACAGAUGAUCAAUCAUUAAAAGAAUGUCUUAAGCAACUGAACCAGGAGAUAAAUUUGCUUAGUCAGCUCUCACAUCCAAACAUUGUUCGAUAUCAUGGAAGUGAAUUGGGUGAAGAUGCUCUCUCUGUUUAUUUGGAAUAUGUGUCUGGUGGCUCAAUUUAUAAACUACUACAAGAAUAUGGCGCCUUUAACGAACCUGUGAUUCAAAAUUAUACCAGACAGAUUGUAUCUGGUCUUGCCUACUUACACGAAAGAAAUACAGUUCAUAGGGACAUUAAAGGAGCAAACAUAUUAGUGGGUCCUAAUGGUGAAAUCAAGUUGGCAGACUUUGGCAUGGCUAAACAUAUCACAAAUUGUGCUUCAAUGCUGUCAUUCAAGGGAAGUCCUUAUUGGAUGGCCCCAGAGGUUGUAAUGAAUACAAAUGGCUAUAGCCUUGCCGUGGAUAUAUGGAGCUUAGGAUGUACAAUUCUCGAAAUGGCAACUUCUAAACCUCCUUGGAGCCAGUAUGAAGGGGUGGCUGCAAUUUUUAAAAUUGGAAACAGCAAAGAUAUUCCACAUAUUCCUGAUCAUCUUUCAAAUGAUGCAAAGAGUUUUGUGAGGCUAUGUUUGCAACGGAACCCAUCAGAGCGUCCUACGGCUUUUGACCUUCUAGACCACCCAUUCAUUAGAGAGCAAACAACGACAAGAUCUUCUAACAUGAAAGUAACCAAGGAUGCGUUCCCAUAUGCUUUUCAUGGAAGCAGGACACCGCCAGUAUUAGAGCUACACUCCAACAGAACAAGUUUCACCCUGAGUGAUACAGAUCACACUGUGAAGCCCACAAUGGCAACUUCAAGAGAUCUGCGGAGCCCCAGAGAGAAUAUAAGGAUGAUUACAUCUUUGCCUGUAUCUCCUUGUUCAAGCCCCUUGCGACAAUAUGGAGCAACACACAAGAGCUCUUUUCUUUCUCCCCCUCACCCAACUUACGCGAUGAUGGGACAGAGUAGUUACAACUUGAGCGACUACUCAUCGUAUAACAAGCUAAGUCCAACUACGCCGUACACUCUUGAUCCUUGGCAGGAAACGACACUACUUAAUGCCCAGACGCUCGGCAGUUCACCAAGAACAAGACCCAUUGGAAUGUAAAUAUACCAUAGAGAACAUAAAUUGUCCUGUCUCCCCAGCGGUGCCUGAUGAACCAGAGCCGCACCACUUUGGAAGGAAAUAGUUGGUCACGCGCUCCCCUGCUUAGCAGUUUUGGUUGUUUAUGUUGCUUUCCGUUGGGAGAGUGACUUGGUUGUUACGUAAAAGGGAAUUUGAAAACGAGGGAAUUGAUGGACAACACUAAACAUGCGUUGCAUGGGGAAGAUAGUGGACUGUGAUCCUGUAACGACAUACUAUUCGGAUUGUUGUAAAUGGAAGCCGGUCCCUUGUGUAACA